AUGGGAAAUUCUAAUAGCACACUUGCCAACAAUGGUGAGGUAGACGAAGAUGGUGUAGAAACUUCUGGUGGAGGUGGAAGCGGUGGUGGUGGUGGAGGUGGCGGAUCAUCACUCAGAGGCAACAAAUACAAGGUGCAAGUCAUAGAUUUGGAUGGAAGACUACACGUCGACUUUAAAAACAGAAACUUGAAGAAACUGAAAGUAAAGAUCUUUAGCAGUUUGCUCGACACUGUGGAAAUAGUACGACCUGAUUCACUUAACAACUCUGAUUAUCUAAAGUGUAGAAACACCAACGAUUAUGUUUUGAUUCCAAAGCAACAACAACAACAACAGCAGCUAGCAUCGACUUCACACACUACAUCGACCUCACCAUCACCAAGUGUAUCGGGACAGCAACAACCAUUUGUUGUUGUCAGUGCGACUGGCGACGAAUCUAGUGGCUCAACCACUAUUUCAAAGUCAAAGUCGUCAUCUUGGUUGCAUGGAUCACCUUCCAAUUCGACACCUCAGUCAUCAUUGAUCUAUGAUACGAGAAAGUCAUCGACCGAAGACCCAGCGAUAGUCAACCACACAUUCAUGUCAUCGUCGCCAGUUCCAUCACCAAGCAGCUCACCAUCCAAGAAAUACAGGCUACACCAACAGCUGAAUCCACACUUGGAAAUCGAAACACUAGGUGAGAUCAUCGCCAAAGAACAACAGCAACAAGAACAGCAACAACAAGAAGAUUCAACUAAAACCGUUUCAGUAUCAUCAGAACAUAUUCCUGAGAGUAACAAGAGUAACACUGACAGUUCAUCGACUUCAACUACCACUACAACAACAACAUCAAGUGGAACCAAACCAAGUAUCAAUUUAAAUAUUGCCAAUACUACCACUAACAAUAGUAGCGGUAGCAGCAGUAAAUCUUCAUCAAAAUCAUCAUCUUCCAAAUCGAAAUCAUCAUCAUCAUCAUCAAAGAGAUCAACCUCUUCAUCACAACAAUCAUCACAGUCAACCAAUAUAGUUAAAGCAGUACCACCACCACCAUUAAUUCUUAAUGGUAAAAACAUUGUCAUUCACACGAUCGACCUCAGUUUGAAUCGAUUAGAGUUUGUUCAAGCCGAAAUUUUCGAGGUCCUCGCCGAAAUGAAGGUUGAGGAAAUUACAUUCUCAACCAAUUUCUUCUCAAUGGUGCCACCCUAUCUUGAGCUCAUCAAGACACUGACAUCGCUCAACUUCAGUCGUAACAAACUGAAUAGAUUCCCAAUCGAAGUAUUUUCACAUCUACCAAAUCUAUCACAUAUUACACUUGAUAAGAAUAGUAUUUCAUCACUUCCAGAUGACAUAGAUAAAUGUAAAAAUCUACAAUAUAUAUCAAUGAAACACAAUACUGUGGAUUCAUUACCAGCAUCAUUUUGUAAUCUUACAAAGUUAAAAUCCAUUGAUUUUACACAUAACAAAAUACGUUCCUUACCGAAUGAUUUUGGAAAAUUAACCAACUUAAAAUCAAUUUGGUUAUCCUGUAAUUAUAUUCAACAUUUACCAUCGAUGAUAAGUAUGGUCAAUUUGACAAUGGUCGAUCUCUCAUCGAAUCGACUGCAAUCAAUCUCCAAAGAUUUUGCAUAUUUGGCUCCGAAAGCUGUGAGAUCGAGAGUUGGUGGUAUAGCUACUGGCCGUCAAUCUCAGGAUAUUGAGGAGGCUCUCAUUGAAGGUGGCGGACUUGGUUGCCUGAAGGAAGUGAACAUACGUGACAAUCGUGAUGUCCUCUCGGUUCCACUCGAAUACCGUGCAGUGGAGUCGGUUCUCACCAUGUACACCAGUCUGCCAACCGAGAUCAUUCCGAACCUUUUCCUCGGUGGUCUCGACAGUGCCAACAAUGCAUCGAUCCUCCAGUCUCUGGGAAUCACACAUAUCGUAUUGGCAAUCGGUGAUCUCGCACCCUAUUUCCCGCGUCAGUUCAAAUACUAUACGAUUGACGAUGCGCGUGACACUCCCAACUACGAUCUCUCUGUGCACUUUGAUCAGACUACAUCGUUCAUCGAGCAGGGACGCAAGGUAGGCGGUGUCCUGGUACAUUGCCGUGCCGGUAUCUCUAGAAGUUCAACGCUCAUCAUUGCAUACCUCAUGAAAUACCAGAAACUAACAUACCGAAAUGCAUUCAAUUUCACACAGUCAAAGAGACCUCAGAUCAUGCCAAACAUUGGAUUCAAAGAUCAACUUCUCAAAUAUGAAAACAAAUUAGAUAUAUCUAGCAAAUAA
Heterostelium album PN500 is the source of this 2238-nucleotide messenger RNA. It is a transcript of the gene mpl3, whose product is annotated as leucine-rich repeat-containing protein. Bases 1 to 2238 code for a protein of 745 amino acids. Lineage: Eukaryota; Evosea; Eumycetozoa; Acytosteliales; Acytosteliaceae. Gene Ontology annotation, molecular function: protein tyrosine/serine/threonine phosphatase activity; protein binding. The record is from RefSeq and is a predicted model, not a curated record. Gene Ontology annotation, biological process: protein dephosphorylation. Gene Ontology annotation, cellular component: cytoplasm. The transcript has 3 exons.